AUGAAGUCUUCGCUUUGCGCAGCGUUGCUGGCCUCGGUGGCUGGAGUUUCGGCUACACGUCCACAGGUCGUGCCCUCUCCUGCCCAACCCCGGCUGUCGGUUCCAAACCCACCAGUCAGGACCAAGGACUGCGUCGUCCAAACAAAUGGCGACGGGUCCGACGAUUCGGAACACAUCCUGUCUGCCUUCAACGAAUGCAACAAUGGCGGCCAUGUUGUGUUCAGCGAGAACGCCACUUACACCAUCGGCACUGCCAUGGACUGGACCUUCCUCAAGUCUAUCGACAUCGAUAUCCGGGGCAAGAUCAAGUUCACCGACGACACCGACUACUGGCAGGCCAACUCCUUCAAGUUCGGCUUCCAAAACGUCACUACCUUCUUCAAGCUGGGUGGAGAUGAUGUCUUCAUUUACGGAGGCGGUACCCUUGAUGGCAACGGUCAGGCUUGGUACGAUCUUUACGCCGCGGACAGUUACAUCUUGCGACCUGUCCUCAUUGGAAUCGACGGUCUUCACAACAGUAUUUUGAGCGACCUUGUGCUGAGGUACUCGCCACAAUACUACACAUUCAUGGCCAACUCUACAAAUGUUGUGUUCAACAACUUUGACAUCUCUGGAUAUUCAUCGAGCUCCAAUGUGGCCAAGAACACGGAUGGCUGGGAUACAUACAGGUCUUCCGAUAUCACGAUCAUGAACUCGGUGAUCAACAACGGUGAUGACUGUGUCUCCUUCAAGCCCAACUCAACCAACAUUCUUGUGGAAUCGCUCUGGUGCAACGGCUCCCACGGCAUCAGCGUCGGCUCCCUGGGCCAGUACCCCGGAGAGUUUGACAUUGUGGAGCACGUCUACGUGACCAACAUCUCGAUGCACAAUGCCUCGGACGGUGCCCGGAUCAAGGUCUGGCCCAACGUCGCCUCCGCGUUGUCAGGGGAUCUGCAGGGAGGCGGUGGCAGCGGCCGCGUGGACAAUAUCACUUAUGAUGGCAUGACCAUCGACAACGUGGAUUACGCCAUUGAGAUCACUCAGUGCUACGGCCAGAAGAACCUCACCCUAUGCUUGGAGUACCCCUCGCCUCUGACCAUCGAGAACAUCUACUUCCGUAACUUCAAAGGCACGACCAGCAAGAAGUACUCGCCCGACAUUGGCCUCUUUGCCUGCUCGAGCAAGGAAGUCUGCGGGAACAUCUAUGCUGAGAACAUUGAUGUGCUGAGUCCCGCAGGCGUUGACGAUGCUUCCUGCCUGAACGUCAACGAGACUGUGUUGGAUGUCACCUGCCAGUCAAUGCUCUAG
Diaporthe amygdali is the source of this 1287-nucleotide messenger RNA. Its product is annotated as extracellular exo. NCBI's taxonomy places the organism in Eukaryota, Fungi, Ascomycota, Sordariomycetes, Diaporthales, Diaporthaceae. The transcript has 4 exons. Gene Ontology annotation, molecular function: polygalacturonase activity. Gene Ontology annotation, biological process: carbohydrate metabolic process. The coding region runs from base 1 to 1287 and encodes 428 amino acids. The record is from RefSeq and is a predicted model, not a curated record.